Messenger RNA from Centropristis striata (black sea bass), 1920 nucleotides. Its product is annotated as OX-2 membrane glycoprotein-like. Gene Ontology annotation, molecular function: cell-cell adhesion mediator activity. The transcript is spliced from 7 exons. The record is from RefSeq and is a predicted model, not a curated record. Bases 245 to 1129 code for a protein of 294 amino acids. NCBI's taxonomy places the organism in Eukaryota, Metazoa, Chordata, Actinopteri, Perciformes, Serranidae.
GGGACAAACGACCCCACGCUCUGUUAAUACAGCGUUUAAAGAGCAUUGUUUAUAAAGUAACACGUUAAUUUGACACUCAGUUAAUUAAUAUUUGAAAAAGUUAUAGGCGUAUAUGUCCUCUGAGGAUAAUCUUUCACGUCGUACUUUUAUAGUGACACCCCUCGACCGAUAAUGGUCUGGUCUACAUGAGCACCUGCAUUUACAGUUGUAAAGUUUGAAUUUCAGCGCGUAGUGUAACAACAACAUGUGUAACGGUCAGAUCCUGUCGCUCCUUUUGCUGUCUUCGGUCUUUCAAACAGGUCUAGCAGCUCUGAUAGAAACUCAGCAGACUGUGCUGGCAGCAGUGGGAGAAGAGGCUCAGUUAAACUGUCAGCUGAUGAAAGAGAAAGAUGUUCUGCAAGUCACAUGGCAGAAACUUUUACCUGACAAGGAGCAGAAUCUUGCUUCUAACAACAAAUACUUUGGUCAGAAAGUAAAUCCUGACUUUAUAGAUAAAAUGGAGUUUAAAUAUGUUGGACUGCUGAGCUGCUCCAUAGUUAUCAGGAAUGUAACAGAGGAGGAUGAAGGAUGCUAUCACUGUUUGUUCAACACCUACCCUGAAGGAGCUCUCACUGCUACAACCUGCCUCACACUCUAUGAGCUGCAUGGCCCCGUCCUCCAUGUGAGAGCCUCAGACUCUCCUGAAGAGACAGUUGUGUCCUGCUGGGCCACAGGUGGACCUGCUCCCACAGUAACACUGACUGUCUCUCACUACAACUCUAGCAGAGUCACCAACAGCAACGGGACAGUCACUGUCACCACCACAGCUCUGCUGUCUGCUCUCCACCACAACACCACACAGGUUAACUGUACAGCACACGUGUCCUCUGGUCCUCACAGAGAGGUGGCCACCAUCAUUCCUGCUGAUGGUUUUCAUGAGGAAAUUUGGUCGGAUAACAGUGAUCGCCGUCUGACUUGGAUCAUAAAGUGUCUCCUACUACCCAUGUUUGUGGCCUGUUGUUUUGCUGUGACAGUCACUAUGUUCAUCCAUCAACGAAAAAAUCAUAAAAGUCUGUCUCACAGAGAAACUGAGAUGAAUGAGAUGAUGAAACUACAAUCAGUGACGACAAUCAGCCCCCAGAUCCUCUAGUCCCACAGAGAGACCAGAUCAGACAACGAUCAUCUCCUGAGAAGACCAAAGAAAGAGAAAACCAAAAUGUGCCACAUUCAACAAUAUGAGACUAUAAACUCACUGAUUAACACAGUUUAUGUGUGACAGUGUUAGGAAAUGGCAGCUAUCAUGAAGGUUGGUUUGAGUCGAGUUAUAGAGACUCAGAAUAACUCCAAAGACUGACAGAUAUUCUGACAGAACUGAAAUAUUACACUGUUUGUUUGUUUUUUGUUUUUAAAACAACACGAUACAAUUCCAUGUUGAAUGUAUUCUUAAUUAUACUUGAUGACCCAAACAACAAGCAAAGCAUCACAUGCACUCUUUCAUAAUCAGAGCGUUUAUCUUCUGGUUAUUCGAAAAUAUCAUGUAUUUAAUAAGAAAACACUCUGGACUACAAAUAUAAUGUGUAAAAGGUUAAUGACUUUGUGAAAUUCUGUAAAUAAAUGUGUUUUUGUUUUUUACUUUGAUGCCAGCAAAAUGUUGCAACACCUGUAAACAAUGAACCUAAUUAUAAUCUGAACUUUUCAGUAUUUUUCAUGAGUCAAUUGUGUUACAGAAUGGUGCUAUAGAAAUUAUGUAUUACAUGUUACUUCCUCUUGCAGCUUUGUGUGAUUUAUACUCAACAUAGUAUUUUUGAAACGUCUGUAGUAUCAUUUAGAUUUAUUGUUUUACAUUUAUUCAUUGUAGGAAUGUAUUUGGGAAACAAAUACAUCUAUCGUUGUUUUGCCUUUGUCAUUUUUUUAUUUGAAAUAAACUUUGGUUUGAUUUUC